GCCUCACAGAGGGGAGGAGGGCAAGCUCUGCUUUUAUUUUUCUUUCCAGACGGCCACAGUUGAGCACAAAAACAAACUUGAACCAGAUGGGCUGUGGGGUCAACACUUGCGCUAACGUGCUCGUCUGAAGCGGAGGGACUGAAGACUUACAACUGAAGAGAUUUGAUCUUUUCUCUUUUUCCAUUGUUGAAAAAAAGGGAAGGGCUCUGCCAAGAAAAAAAACCAACCAUUUGGAAAUUAAGUUAUGCGUCAGUGAGUGCGCACUUUACGCACAGGGCGCACCAUGAAACUUUAAGAUGUUGAAUCGCCUUGCCUCUAUUGUUGUUCAUGUGUCAGGCUUUGUUUCCUUUGUUAGUGUCAGUUCCUCAGAACUCACUGUAACCAUGUGUCGUGGCUAAAAACUUCCACGCGCACACAAAACCUGAGAAGGUAAGCCCGAGGCAGCAUGGGGGCCAAACAGAGCAGCCCAGUAUUUGAUGGCAGAACUCGGGCUUAUUCCAGCUCCGAUCUCCCGUCUGGAAACUCCAGCGCAGGGGAAAGGAUUGCGGGGUUUAGGUACACCAAUGGACCAGAUGGCCCCCGGAUCAGGUACACUGGUGGAGGGCCAACCAGCUCCGGGCGCAGUAUACCGGCCGGUGGCAGAUCAGGGUCACAUGUACUCAAUCAGAGCCUCGAUGGCACGGAUGGUGACGACGAAGUACAGCUGCCUCCUGAGGGCCACAGGCUGCUUAUAGGGUCCCUACCGGCUCACCUGUCGCCUCACCUGCUGGGAGGCUUCCACUGCCCUGUUUGCUCCAAGUUUAUGGCAUCGGAUGAAAUAGAGAAGCACUUGCUCAUGUGUUUCAGCAAAACGCGCCUCACCUACAACAGAUUCAAUUUAAUAUGUGCACAUGAAAAGCUACAAACAGUCUUAGUUACUCCUUCGCCUCAGGUAUUGACACUAGGGCCUGAAUAUGCAGAGGACAUCCUGUCCAGAGACUCUGGGGAAUGUGCCAUCUGUUUAGAAGAGCUGGAGCAGGGAGACACCAUUGCCAGGCUGCCCUGCCUCUGUAUCUACCAUAAAGGGUGUAUAGACGAGUGGUUUGAGGUGAAUCGCUCAUGUCCGGAGCAUCCCGCUGAUUAGGAGCUGCACGAGUACAGUUUCAGUCUACUGUACCAGCACCUCAUCCCAACACUGUCUGUUCCAGCCGAGCAUCAGCGCUCCUCAGGGAUUGUAAGACAUUUUUGUAUACAGGAUUUUUCUCAGUAUCAAUGGACUGUGGAAUAAGUUUGUCUAGACGCCGUGGGACGUUCAAAGAACCACUGAUGGAGUUAUUUUGUCUCCAGAAAAAUAUGUGAAUAUUCAUUAUGCCACCUACUGGCCUAAGUGGGUUUAUACAACCUGGGAUCUGAGCUGAACUGUUUUUGCUGAACAGGGUGUGGUUUUAUAGCUGAGGACUUGAAUAACCAACAUAACUGUUCAGAGACUUGAUCAGAGGACUGGAGGCUGAUGUUGUGCAAUGUGAAAAACAGCCAUACAGAAUUAUAUCAGCUUUAAGGGAUGAUUACAGUGUUGAUGCUAGUUAGGAAAUAGAUCUUCGUUCUAUUGUGAAAUUGGCUAUUAUCUGACUUUUUUAAUCGCCUGGCCAUUGAGAACCACAGUAAUGUGAUUGUGUAGUUUAGUAGUGGAAUUAAAGAUAGGCUAAGACAUAUCCAAUGAUUCAUGCUCUCUAAGGAGUGCCAUAAUAUGCUGCUAUGUCAUAGACUGGAAAGUUUUCUUAUAACCUUUGAACCUGUGUUCAUUGUACUUUCUAUUUGUACUGUAAUGAAUUGCACAACAAUAAAUGUUUUGUCUUGUCA
Molecule: messenger RNA, 1839 nt
Organism: Dicentrarchus labrax (European seabass)
Lineage: Eukaryota; Metazoa; Chordata; Actinopteri; Moronidae
Product: E3 ubiquitin-protein ligase ZNRF2
Exons: 5
Coding region: 446-1123 (225 amino acids)
Source: RefSeq, a predicted model, not a curated record